Molecule: messenger RNA, 1543 nt
Organism: Exophiala xenobiotica
Lineage: Eukaryota; Fungi; Ascomycota; Eurotiomycetes; Chaetothyriales; Herpotrichiellaceae
Exons: 1
Coding region: 143-1522 (459 amino acids)
Source: RefSeq, a predicted model, not a curated record
CACACCUGCCCGUGUCCCAUGCUGCAGAUCCCUGCAUUCGAGGGAAACAGAAAGUGAUCUGGUUUUGUCUCAUGUCAUCAGUGAGUAUCCUGCACCUCUUCCAUCAUAUCUGAAAGUAGUCUCGGCAAACAACGUUCCCACCAUGCCAAAGCCUACCAUUCUCAUCGUUGGCACCACUGACACGAAGCUCGAUGAAAUCCUCUAUCUACGGCAAAAAAUCCUAGCCCAGGAUACCUGCCAGACCAAGAUCCUCGAUGUAAGUCAUACACCGGGGAAAUCACCAGCCUUGGAAGAGAUCCCUCAAGACGAGAUCAUCGCGCCAUUACGUGAACACAGCUCGUCCCUGAAAUCCCUUUCACGUGGUGAUUGCAUAUCCAAAACCAUCGAACUAUGUCUGCCAACAGUCAAGAACCUUGUCACCCAAGCCCAGAUCCUAGGAAUGGUUUCCGCGGCAGGCAGCAGUGGCUCAUCGAUUGCAACAGCCUUCAUGCGUGAGGCUUGCCCGGUUGGCUUUCCUAAGCUCAUGGUAUCGACCAUGGCCAGUGGAGAUAUCAAACACUACGUUGAAGAGACAGACAUCACCAUGAUGUACAGCGUGGUUGACAUUGCGGGCAUCAAUUCAAUUCUCAAGCGGAUCUUGUCCAACGCAGCCGCCGCGAUCUCUGCAAUGACGGUUUCAUAUGCAAAAUCCAUUGUCGACCCAACAGCAGCAGAAAUGAAGGGCAAACGUAUCGCUAUCACCAUGUUCGGAAAUACAACACCUUGCGUCGAUCAGAUCCGGCGUAUCCUCACGUCCACGCCGCAUGAUGUCUCAGAGUAUGAGAUCUAUGUCUUCCAUGCCACCGGGUCUGGUGGACGAGCCAUGGAGCGACUUAUUAUGGAGCGACAAAUUGACGCCGUCAUUGAUUUGACAACCACCGAGAUCCCAGAUGAGCUCUUCGGUGGAGUCCUUACUGCUGGCCCGAAUCGACUUGAAGCAGCUGCAAAAAUCGGGAUCCCCACGAUCGUUUCCGUUGGUGCCUGCGAUAUGGUCAACUUUGGUCCCAAGGACACCGUUCCCGAGAAGUACAAAGAUCGAAAAUUGGUGGUGCACAACCCAGCAGUCACGCUGAUGCGUACUACCGUGGCAGAAAACAAGAAGAUAGGUGAACAUAUUGCAUCAAAGUUGGCUACUCAUGCCACAAAUCCCGAAUCGAUUCGAGUUCUCUUGCCGGAAGGAGGAAUCAGUAUGCUUGAUGCGCCUGACAAGCCUUUUCAUGAUCCUGAUGCCGAUACCGCCUUGUUUGAAAGCCUUGAAGAGGGGCUGGAGGGUUCGCGAAUUGAGGUCGAGAAGCACCAACUCCAUAUCAAUGACGAGCUUUUCGCUGGUCACGUCGCUUCAGCCAUCCUGGAGGUCAUGCGCGUCACACCAAGACAAUACAGGCUCAGCAACCUGAAGAGAAGAAAAUGGUCCUUCGACCAUGGUGCGAGUGUCAUGCUAGCGAGAAGGAACAGUCAGAUUGAAGUGCCUGAUGCAGUUUGACCGACUCGGGUUGAUGGCGGG